Messenger RNA from Cuscuta campestris, 2708 nucleotides. NCBI's taxonomy places the organism in Eukaryota, Viridiplantae, Streptophyta, Magnoliopsida, Solanales, Convolvulaceae. The record is from the annotation of a GenBank genome assembly.
AAACCCUUUGCUGCGAAAACUGUACUUUGCGAAGAAAAGACUCUCUCGUUCUUUCCUUAAUGCGACCUCAUUGAUCUCUGCCGUGAACCCGCCGUAGACGAUCCCCGCCCCGAUCUCACCAUGUCGUGUUCCUCCCCGAUCCGCCAGAACUCCCACGAUGGCAACGACAGAGCCAACAAGAAUCAGAGCUAUAACCCCCUAAGCAGCCGCCGGAUGGAUGAUAUUAGCAGUAGCAACAACAAUAAUACUAAUGUUGUAAUUAGGAGGGAGAGGCCGGCAAGGGAAUGCACGAAACGCGCCGCCGCCAGGCUGCAGGCUGCCGCAGCCGCCGAAGCAGAGGCGGACGUUGCUGCUAAGGAGCGGAGGAGGAAGGGUGUGGUUAGGAGAGAUAAAUUGGCUCCUUUGAAGGAGGAGGCGGAAGAAGAUGAAGAGAGUGAUGGAGGCGAGGAAGAGGAAGAAGAAGAAGAAGGGGAGGAUGGGUUGGCCAAUUGCUCUAAGCAGCAGAGUAGUCGGGUGGUUACUCCUUUGGUGGGAGAACCAGAGGCUUCCCAGCUGCCACGUUGGAAGCUCCGGUCCAUGUGGGAGUUAGCUUCUGUACUGAAUUUCUUCAAUGUUUUCAGGCAUUUUUUGAACAUCAAAGUGGAGUUCUCUGUGGAGGAAUUUGAAACAGCAUUGAUAAGACCAAAUAGUACACUCGCUUCCAUACAUAUCCCACUAUUGAAGGCAAUCCCGCCCAUUACUCGAGUUGCACUUGGGCACGAUACUUGGGUAACUGUUAUGUGCAGAAAAUUAAGAGAUUGGUGGCAUUGGGUUGCCGAGGGCGAAUUACCAAUAGUUGCUUCACAUGGGACUGAAGUUGAUGUGUAUAGUGCACUUGAUCCUGCCGUUCGUGUGGUCAUUUUGAAAGCAUUAUGUGAUAUUCGUGUUGAGCAAGAGGAUAUCCGUAACUACAUUGAUGAGUCGCUAAAACAAGGUGCUCCACUUUCAGCCUUUCGCAAAGAAAGGAUUGGAGGUGAUUCACAUGGAAUCUCUUAUUGGUAUGAAGAUGAUCCUAUCAUUGGUCAUCGACUAUACCGUGAGAUCAGAAAAGUCGAGGUGAAAAAGGGAAAGGGUCAGAAUGUACAGCCUAUUCCACACUCUUGUUAUCAGUGGGAAACUGUAGCCACUAAUUUUGAUGAAUUCCAGGAUGUGUCUGAGAAGCUAUUUGCAAGUAGUAAUAGAACAGACGUUUCUGUUGGGAAAAAGUUGAAAAAUAACAUGCUACCUGAGAUUGAGAAGGUCUAUAAGAGAAAAGAGAGAUUGUUAAAGAAACAGCACAGAGAAGCUUUGUUGCUUGACAAUAUGAUGAAUACAAAUGGACUUACUGCCGGACGCUCCCUUCGUGAUAGAAAACCCGUGACAUAUAGCUUUGACGAUUAUGAUCGAUCCAUUAAUGAGGCUAUUGAAGUUACCACGAAGAAGCCAUCCCCAGAACACACUGCAAGAAGAGAUGCAAAUGGUUUAUCGAGACGCCCUCCUCAAAACCCACACGCGUCCAUCAAGAUACGGUCUCCUAUGUCGCCUGAAUAUAAGGACGAGAAUGAGGAUCACAAUGAAACAGAUGAACCAUUAGAUCGUGGCAACCGAAGAAGGCAAAGGCCCCAAAGAUAUUCGGCAAAAGAGUUUGUUGAAGCUGCAUCAGAUAACGAAACAGAAUUCAAUAGUGAUGACGAUGUUGUUGGCGAAGUUGUUUAUGAUGAUGAGUAUGCUACGAGACGAAAGCAGCGGAGGGUGGAGUCAGUUAGCUCAGAGGGAGAUGAAGAGUACACAUGGGAUGAAGAGAAUCCCGAAGAAGAGGACGAUGAUGAUGAUGAGGAGGAGGAGGAGGAUGGAGAUGAUGAUUCCUCAAGUAGUAGCAGGGACAGUGAGAGGCGGCCCCAAAGAUCUAAAAGGGGUUGGGUGGGCCGCACGCGAAGGGGAAAUAAGUUGAGGGUUGCAGAUGAUCGUCGGGCUACGUUGAGACGCAGUAAAAGGGCAACAAGAAACUCUAUCAACUAUCGCCAGUAUGAGCUGUCAGAUUCGGAUACGGAGCCCGCAAUGGAACCCGAGAAAUCAAAUAGCUCAGAUGAGCACGAGCACGAACAUGCCGAGUUUUCAUCAGAAAGCGCCGAGUAUGAAGAUGACAACGAGAUUCAGGACGGGGAAGCCAGCCCGGAGCAAGCAAAUGCCCCAGAAGUAUCAAACAGCUAUCAAGAGGAGGAUGCUGAAGAUGAAGAUGAUGGAAGAAAGCAGAGCUUUCUUGAUCUCAACGAGCUUGCCCCGGGUUCUGGUUUUGAUGAUGGCCUCACUCCAGAGAUGAAAGGCAACAACAGUCCUUCAGGCUGACAUGAUGAUACUAAACUUAUGCAGCAGCUCCCAAGAGCCCUCCACUCCGCCCGCCACAGCAGGUGACAAAAUGUGGCAAAGUUUAUUACUCGCCUUGUUGGUAUAAUUUCAUUUUUAUGCUUCAGAGAAAAUGUAGAUCAGUGCUUUCCAUACGUCUGACAUUCAAUAUGUAAGGGGGGGAUGUGUUGGGAGUUAUAUUAUUAUAUCAAGCCAAGCUGGUGUAUAAUAGUAUUAUUAGCCAUGUUCAACUAACCAACUAAUAAUGUUGAAUCACAAAUAUUGUGCUUUCAUGGGUUGGAUAGAUUUAGGGUCUGCAUUUGCAAAGACUACUACUCACCUAUAUG